CGCGCGCAUCGAGAACGGACUGUUUUAGCACUGGCCACAUUCCCCCAUCGCCAUUGGAAACCGUUGUGUCAACAAAACUUUUUUGUUUACGAAUGUCGUGUGUCGAGAAAUUCAAAGUCAAUUUGAAUUUGCCAUGUGAAAAGUGUGAGGAACUUGGAAAAUAUCGUGUGUUUUAUUAAUUGUGAUGGGUAAUUGUAUGGCGAGCGUUUUUCGGCGGCGGCGUGUUCGCCGUCAUAUAGUUUUGAUUUUGAUCGGCCUGGACAACGCUGGGAAGACGAAGACUGUAAAUAACCUGGCCGGCGAGAGAGACGACAAGGUUCUGCCCACAGUGGGCUUUAAGGCUGUGAAUUUAAUACAUAAAGAUACACCUGUGACUAUAUACGACCUUGGGGGAGGGCCACAUUUUCGCCAGAUAUGGUCUCAGUACUACAGCGAGGUACAUGGUGUGAUAUUUGUUAUCGACUCGAGCGAUUUUUCACGGUUGGACGAAUGCAGAGUUGUGUUGGAAGAGGUUUUAUCGCACGACAAAAUAUCAGGUAAACCGGUUCUGGUGCUUGCGAACAAACAGGACAAGACUGGAGCUCUAGACGACAUAGAUGUGGUCGAAAAACUCAACAUUGAACCUUUGGUGAACAAAUACCGCUGCCCAACCCUCGUGGAAUCCUACAGCGCACAGACCCUAGAACAGUCCAAAAAAGCCAAAAUUGACCCCGGACUCCGCAAGGGCUACCAAUGGCUCCUAAACUACAUCAUACGGCGUUACGGCGACAUAAACUUACGAGUGCAAACCGACAUACACGCUGACUUAGAGCGCCGUAAGCGAAUGAUGACCAAAGCCUCCAAUAGAGCCUCCCAGACCUUCACGGCAGUCAGUGAUGACAUAGCAACGCAAACGGGCUUCGAAAACCCGAAUUUCGAUCCCAAAUCGCCGGACAUAGACAAUAUAGAGCGAGAGAAAGAUCUGGAACGCGGUGUUAUUAUAGUAAAGCCUAUAACGAACAGCGUGGAUACUACUAUGACUAUAGAAAGCAUGGAUUCUGAUAAUACUAGUGCCAAGCCGAAGCUGUCGCCUUUGUUUGGACGAGCCAGUAAUAGCACGGUUGAGACGGUAAGGAUAGAAUUGGAGUCGAGGAAUGAGUAUAGGAAGCUCUCUCCGAUAGUGAGGAAGAAGUCUGGGAACCAACACAUUGAUUUUAUGAACAGACCGCAGUCCAGCCCCACUUUUAAGAAGAAUUCUAAUAAGGGUUCUAGGAUGGAGAAGCUCCCCUGGAAUGGAGACAGGGAAUGCUGCUUGCUGGUCAACAGUAGAACUGCUGGACAAUGA
This is a messenger RNA of Ostrinia furnacalis (Asian corn borer), 1324 nucleotides long. Its product is annotated as ADP-ribosylation factor-like protein 13B. The transcript is spliced from 4 exons. NCBI's taxonomy places the organism in Eukaryota, Metazoa, Arthropoda, Insecta, Lepidoptera, Crambidae. Gene Ontology annotation, molecular function: GTPase activity; GTP binding. The record is from RefSeq and is a predicted model, not a curated record. Bases 185 to 1324 code for a protein of 379 amino acids. Gene Ontology annotation, biological process: non-motile cilium assembly; receptor localization to non-motile cilium. Gene Ontology annotation, cellular component: non-motile cilium; ciliary membrane.